AUGAGCUCCAAUGGAAAAGCAGAUCGCUUGGCGGAGACGGGCAGCAACUAUCCUUCGAUUGCCUCAUCACAUGCCAAGGGAAGCAACGUGGAGAUCCUCACCUUUGAUGGGCCAAAUGAUGAGAGAUGUCCCUACAACUGGAGCCCUUCUCGCAAAUGGCUCGUGGCGUCAAUAGCCUUGCUUGGCACACUUACCCUACCUCUAAACGGAACCUCAAUUACGGUUGCUGCAGAUGAGAUCAACGCUCAAUUCGGCGUGAGCGAUACGUCCACCUUCACCAACAGUUAUUGGACUGUCACAAGCUGGACUCUAGGCRGAGCUGUCUUCAUCAUCGUUGGUCUUCCCUUGAUGGAAGAUACUGGUGUAAGAAUAGGCUACCUAGCCAGCUACAUUUGCUUUUUCCUCAUGGUCAUUCCCCAAGCAGUAGCGCAGAACUUUGCAACCUUGGUGGUGACUCGUUUCUUCUCGGGCGGUUUCGUUGCACUGCUAGCCAAUACGAUUGCCAGUAUGAUUCCGGAUCUGUGGGAGGGGGAUGCAGCAAGAAGUCUCCCAGUUGGCCUCUACAUCCUCUUCUUUCUCGUGUCGAGCACGCUGGGACCUCCUUUAUUCGCCGGCGUCGUGCAGUACACCAAUUGGAGGUGGAUCUUCUACAUCCAGCUCAUCCUAUAUGGCGCUCUGUUCCCCCUGUUCUUGUUCUUCGUCAAGGAGACGCGUCACCACAUCAUCCUCCGCCAACAUGCCAAGGCCAUUCGCAAACAGACCGGAAAGCCAGUGUACAGCGCCGAAGAGGUCGACUCCCCACCCCUGCGUACGAGAAUGUAUGAAGCCGUCACGCGACCCGGAAAACUCCUCUGCACCGAACCUGUACUCAUGUGCUGUACACUCUGGUCGGCGUUUAGCUUCGGCACCGUGUUCUUCUUCACUCAAUCAGUCGAACAGGUCUACCAAGGCCUGUACGGAUGGUCGGAAUUCCAGUGCGGAUAUGUGCAAGGUGCUGUAGUGAUUGGCGAGAUUCUGGGCUGGGUUGCAUCUCUCUACGGAUCACACCUCUUCCUCAAGUCUGCCGAGCGCAACACCGAAACUCCCGGACGGCCCAUUCCAGAAGCCAGACUCUACGUCUCAGUAUUUGGAUCCUUCUUUGGCAUCACCGGCGGCAUGUUCGUAUACGCAUGGACCUCCUAUCCCCACAUUCACUGGAUCGCCCCAACAAUAGGCCUAGCCAUGGUUGGCUUUGGUAUUCAAAUCGUCGUUUCAGCCGUCGCGGACUACGUAACAGAUGCGUAUGCCGACUCUGGCGUAGCCGGCUCAGCGAUCAGUGCAGUCGCUGCUGGUGAAGAUGUCGUAGCCGGCUUACUUCCGCUGGCGACGCAAUCAAUGUACAAGACAUUGGGUUUCAAUUGGGCCAGCACUCUUCUUGGACUCAUCGCUCUGUUGAUAAGUUUUGCGCCCGUGAUUUUCAUCUGGAAAGGACAGCAGAUCAGAGAACGAAGCGAGUUUAUGAAAUCAGCGGGAAAGAACGGGUUGCGAAAUAGUGAUGAGACGACUUUGUCAGAAAAGUGA
Messenger RNA from Ramularia collo-cygni, 1560 nucleotides. RefSeq names its product related to synaptic vesicle transporter SVOP and related transporters (major facilitator superfamily). Gene Ontology annotation, biological process: transmembrane transport. The transcript has 3 exons. Lineage: Eukaryota; Fungi; Ascomycota; Dothideomycetes; Mycosphaerellales; Mycosphaerellaceae. Bases 1 to 1560 code for a protein of 519 amino acids. The record is from RefSeq and is a predicted model, not a curated record. Gene Ontology annotation, molecular function: transmembrane transporter activity.